AUGAAGCUCGUCUUUCACUUCCUCCUGCCUAGUCUCUCCCUCCUAGCCACCACCACAACCGCUCUAUCCAUACCACAACCACCCACAACCCAACCCACCAACAACAAAUCCACCAACAACCCUCAUUCUCUCUGUGACUGCUACCUCACCACCGGACCAGAUCCAGGCUACUUCACACACUACAAAUUCUGGGAUUUCCGUAACGUUACCCUCCCACAAGGAAUCGAGACCACGCAAACAAACCCCGCCAAUCCCCACGACUCCUCCAACCUUCAAACCUACCCUCUUUCCAAAUCCCCCUUCAACCGGGACUGGCAUGCCCAGACUUGGAAGCGAGGCGCCACUCCCAUCAGCCCCGUGCCCAUGGUGAACACAGACCGCAACGUCUUCCUCCUCAAAGACCCAUCCAGCUCAUCAAGCAACCCGCGGUCGUCAUCCCUUGUGCUCCGCACAACCCGUUUCGCAGAUCAUGCCUCCACCGCCGAAGUGGAAGGCUUGUUCGGUUACAUCUAUCACUGUUCGCUUCGGCUGCGACUGCGGAUGAUGUCGAGGGAUGCCAUUGUGCGGCAGGCAGCGGUUCCCAAUACUGAUAUAGCCACUACUGCCGCGGAAGCUCGAAAUUCAGUGCCCCGAGGAAGCUGUGCCGGUAUCUUCACCUAUCGUUCCGCGGUCUGCGAGUCGGAUAUUGAGAUCCUGACGUCCGAGGAUCCCCAUACCGUUCAUUAUGCCAAUCAGCCGGAUUACGAUCCUAUCUCAGAUACGCUCAUUCCGGGAGCAAGUUCGAUUGUUAAUUUGUCGACGCCGUGGACGUCGUGGGCCACGCAUCGCUUGGAUUGGUUGCCUAAUCUGUCGGCAUGGUAUGCCGAUGGGCUGUUGCAGAGCAAUAGUACUUACUCCAUUCCGAACCGUCCGAGUAUCGUUGCGAUGAACCUCUGGAGUAAUGGAGGUAAUUGGUCUGGUGAUAUGAGAAUCGGGGACAGUGUGUACAUGGGCAUUGAGUGGAUCGAGCUGGUGUACAAUGUCACCAAAGCCGAUCAGGAUCUUCCGAUCAAGGACCACCCCGGACACAGGGAUCAUUAUCGACGGCCGCUGGAUCACACUUCGAUGGGAGAUGACAACUUGGCCCGACACAGUGCAGCAGAGGUUCCGCGUGCCCAUAUUGAGCCCCGGACAGGGAAGAAGAGUGGCGGAUGCCAAAGACCCUGUUGGAUUGACCAGUGGCAGCAUGUGUGA
Aspergillus sclerotioniger CBS 115572 is the source of this 1233-nucleotide messenger RNA. Its product is annotated as glycoside hydrolase family 16 protein. Bases 1 to 1233 code for a protein of 410 amino acids. Lineage: Eukaryota; Fungi; Ascomycota; Eurotiomycetes; Eurotiales; Aspergillaceae. The transcript has a single exon. The record is from RefSeq and is a predicted model, not a curated record.